AUGUUACAAAAUGGUGUAUCCAUAUUGCACGAUAAUGCGCGGNGUCCUCCGGACUUUGAUUUAUUUCCUAAACUGAAGAAACCACUUAGAGGGAUCCGUUUUCCCAACUUAGAUAUACUAAAUGAAGAAGUGAGCCGAAGGAUCCGUGAACUCAACAAAGAUGGCGUCCUAUGCGGCAUUCAAGCGCUCCCGGAACGAUGGCAAUCGUGUAUAGACAAGCAGGGAGAUUAUAUCGAAGGUCUAUAA
Messenger RNA from Cinara cedri, 246 nucleotides. The record is from the annotation of a GenBank genome assembly. Lineage: Eukaryota; Metazoa; Arthropoda; Insecta; Hemiptera; Aphididae.